AUGGAGUCUGGGGGUGCUGAGUCUGGGGGUGCUGAGCCUGGGAGUGCUACACCUGGAGGAGCUCUCUCCUCACAGCAGCUGCGUGAGUGGUACUUACAGUACUGCAGCCUCAGGAGGGGUACUUCUGGAGCUGGGAGCGCUGCUAGAGCUGGUGCUCGUGCUUCCCCUCCUAGGCGGGAGCUGCCCUCUCCCCAGCGGCUCCGAGAGUGGUACGCUCGGCGCUGCAGUCUCCGGAGUGGCGCUCCUAGUGUCGCGGACCCUGGUGCUGGAGCUGCUGGCGGUGCUGCUGGCGCUGCUGGAGGUGCUACUGGUGCUGGUGCUGCUGGAGGUGCUCCUAGUGCUGGUGCUGCUGGAGCUGCUGGAGGUGCUGCUGCAGCUGGCGGUGCUGCUGGCGCUGCUGGAGGUGCCACUGGUGCUGGAGCUGCUGGAGCUGCUGGAGGCGCUGCUGCUGCUGGUGGUGCUGCUGGCGCUGCUGGAGGUGCUGCUGGUGCUAGUGCUGCUGGAGCUACUGGAGGUGCUGCUGCUGCUGGCGGUGCUGCUGGCGCUGCUGGAGGUGCCACUGGUGCUGGAGCUGCUGGAGCUACUGGAGGCGCUGCUGCUGCUGGCGGUGCUGCUGGCGCUGCUGGAGGUGCCACUGGUGCUGGAGCUGCUGGAGCUACUGGAGGCGCUGCUGCUGCUGGCGGUGCUGCUGGCGCUGCUGGAGGUGCUGCUGGUGCUGGUGCUGCUGGAGCUACUGGAGGUGCUGCUGCUGCUGGCGGUGCUGCUGGCGCUGCUGGAGGUGCCACUGGUGCUGGAGCUGCUGGAGCUGCUGGAGGUGCUGCUGCUGCUGGCGGUGCUGCUGGCGCUGCUGGAGGUGCUGCUGGUGCUGGUGCUGCUGGAGCUGCUGGAGGUGCUGCUGCUGCUGGCGGUGCUGCUGGCGCUGCUGGAGGUGCUGCUGGUGCUGGUGCUGCUGGAGCUGCUGGAGCUACUGGGCCUGCUGAGGGGGUUGGAGCUGGAGGUGCUGAGCGGCCGCGGCCGUACUACGUUCCGCUCCUUCAGCAGGUUCUUGGUCUCCCGCCCUCUACUGGUCCUUCUCCUCCCCUACUGCAUCCACCGUCUCUCCAGUCGCAGUCACAGUUACAGCCUGCCUCUCCGCUGCCUGCUCCUUCUCCUUACACUGCGCCGACGGGUAGUCUUACGGAGCGUCGUGAGCCUGAGUCUCGUCCUCCGUCGCCUGAGUCUAGUCCUGCGUCUCCUGAGUCUCGUCCAGAGUCGCCUGUCCGCGCUGCCCGCACUGGUCGCCGUGUUCCGCGUGAGCGUCCUCCUCCUGUCCUUGGCACUCACUACAUGACCUUGCAUCCUUCCACUGCUCCACAGCGCGUCCCUCUGCCGUCUCCUCCUGCGUCCUCUCUUCCUGACGUUUUUGACCCGCCGUCAGACCUUACUCGUGCUGCCAGUCCUACUGUCGCGCGUCUCCUUGCCACUGUUGUCACUGACCCUUCCUUUGAGUCCGCUGCUGCGUCUGCUCUAGUCGCUGAGCUUGUUGACUUUGCUGCCGCCUGUCGUCUAGACUACGCCGCUAGCCUGGUUGCUGAGUCUGAGUCUGUCUGUCCUCCGUCCGUCCGGGGUGAGUGUGCUCUUGGCACGGACGUCCUUGAGGACAGACAGGAGGAGUUUGAGUGCUUUGCUGCUGCUUUACCUCAUCUCGUGUCCAUGCUGAUUGCCCCUGAGGGAGACCCGGAUGCACCAGACAUCCCGACCCCACGCUCCUACGCAGAGGCGAUGGAGGGUCUCUACUCCUCUCAGUGGCAGACAGCCAUGGACGCAGAGAUGGCUUCCUGGAAGUCCACAGGCACCUACGUCGACGAGGUUCCCCCACCUGGGGCGAACAUCGUCAGUGGCAUGUGGAUCUUCAGGGUGAAGCGGCCGCCGGGUUCUCCGCCUGUCUUCAAGGCGCGCUACGUUGCUCGAGGCUUCAGUCAGCGAGAGGGAGGCAGCCUGCACGAGGAGAUCUGGCUGCGCCGCCCACCUGGCUUCACUAGGUCGUUCCCUCCUGGUACCCAGUGGAGCCUCCGGCGGCCAGUCUACGGUCUCCGCCAGGCACCCCGUGAGUGGCACGACACACUGAGGACUACGCUUGCGGCUCUUGGGUUUGCUCCUUCUACUGCUGACCCGUCGCUGUUUCUACGCACCGACACCACUCUGCCGCCGUUCUACGUUCUCGUGUACGUCGACGACUUGGUCUUUGCUACUGCUGACACUGAGGCACUCGCCCAUGUGAAGUCGGAGCUGCAGAAGAGACACACGUGCACAGACCUGGGUGAGCUGACAAGCUAUCUUGGCUUGCGGAUCACCCGGGACAGAGCACAGUGCACCAUCACCUUGACUCAGUCACACAUGGUGCAGCAGGUCCUUCAGCGCUUCCGCUUCACGUACUCCUCGCCUCAGCCCACUCCUCUGCCUACCGGUCACUCGCUCUCAGCUCUGCCUUCGGAUGAGUCCGUAGAGCCGAGUGGCCCGUAUCCAGAGCUUGUGGGCUGCCUCAUGUACCUGAUGACCUGCACUCAACCAGACCUUGCAUACCCUCUUAGCAUCCUAGCACGCUAUGUCGCUCCUGGCCGUCAUCGGAAGGAGCACAUGGAUGCUGCUAAGAGGGUGUUGCGCUACUUGUGCAGUACGUCGGGCAUGGGGCUUGUGCUUGGAGGACGGCGCGACGCUGUCCUCACUGGACACUCAGACGCUUCUUGGGCUGACGACCAGGCUACGCAGCGGUCGUCUCAGGGUUACACCUUCAGCCUUGGCUCUGGUUCUGUUUCCUGGCGUUCUACACGCUCUUCCUCUGUUCUCAGCUCCAGUUGUGAGGCUGAGAUCUACGUCACAGCCAUGGCUGCCCAGGAGCUACGCUGGCUCACCUACCUGCUGACCGACUUGGGAGAGCGGCCUCGUUCUCCUCCAGUGCUGUACGUCGACAACAAGGCAGCCAUUGCCUUGUGUCAGGAGCACAGACUGGAGCACAGAACGAAGCACAUUGCUCUGCGCUACUUCCUUGCUCGAGAGCUGCAGCAGCGUGGUCAGCUUCGUCUGUCGUACGUGGCCACUCGGGCCAACACUGCUGAUGUGUUCACCAAGGCGCUUCAGCCUUGUGACCAUCAGCGUUUCUGUACUGUUCUAGGCCUUGUGCCUACUCUCCCUCACUUGCUCACUUCUUGA
Closterium sp. Naga37s-1 is the source of this 3189-nucleotide messenger RNA. The record is from the annotation of a GenBank genome assembly. NCBI's taxonomy places the organism in Eukaryota, Viridiplantae, Streptophyta, Zygnematophyceae, Desmidiales, Closteriaceae.